UAGUGCAUUGACGUUCUUGAACGUAUCGUGGUUAAAAUAGUUAACAUACGGAUUUACAUGAUAUAGAAACCAUCAGAUUUCCAUGGCGCUUGCAUACGGAGCUCUACAGUCAUUUGACUUUUCAAGCGAAGUAGAGGUAAUCAAAGAUUACAGGUCUCUGAGAAGAGGUGAUCAUCUUGCUGUUAAAAGGAAUCAAUUCAAUGUUGAAUACUAUCACCACGGCAUAUUCCUUGGUCGUGAUAAAGUCGCCGAAGUUGGAGGCGCAAACAAACAGCAAGCCAGUCCGAGAAUCGUCAGCAUAAAGGAUUUCACCGAACAGGGUGAUCUUCUCCGAAUAAUCUACUCACCUGGACAGUGUUUUCCACUGGAAGAAGCUGCUACAAAUGCGGAAGAAUUGGUUGCCAACCCUACUAAAUGGCAAUCGUAUGGCCUUGUGAAUAACAAUUGUGAACAUUUUGCAACUAAAUGCAAAACUGGAACUGCUUCAUCGAUGCAGGUCCGUUCAAAGAUUCGCGACGCCAUAUCAAUUAUUAUAAGUCCUUCACUGUUUUUUGCACAUACUGUCUAUGACAAAAUCUUUAAAUCUUAAAAUAAGAAGCAUGUUAUCUCCACAUACUAAACAUGUUUCAUUGAUUUUGUGUAUUGCUGAUAUAAAUUAUAAUAGAUUUAUGUGUGUGUUUUAGUAUCUAACAUGAACGUGUGUUGCUUUAAAAGUAAUUUUGAAAGAUAUAUCCCAAAAGUAUAUAUCUAAAUUAUAAUGUAUAGAAUAUUGUAGUUUGUAUAUAUUGUAUUUUGUUAUUGAAAUGAAACAAAAAAAGGCGUACUAUCCAAUAUUAUUUUAAACUCAUAUAUCAGUAGAAUGUAAAUAUACCAUGUAUUUAUUGCACCCAUCAACUAAUGUACACACGCGUACAUGCUUAUUGAAGUGUGCUUACUGUUUCUGUAUAUGCACACGCUAGAAUAUUCACCAGAGGAAAGUUAGUUUGCAUCCAAAAUAAUAUCUUUUCCAAUAAAUUAUUAUCAUACAACGUCAUACUUUGAUAAUAUAAACCAUUCAAAAUCAUGUGAAUAUAUGUUUUGUUACAGUAGUAUAUUUGUACUAAAGCAUAUAAAGCGCUUCGUAAUUAAAACACAUACCAUAACAACAUGCGUUUGAAGCAAAUACAAAACAAAAAUCAUUUCGAAAACUAAUUUUUUGAAAUAUAGUGGAAAUAUACAUUUGCAAAUUAUAAUAGUACACGGACGAGCUUAUUGUUUUUAUAUUGUUUAUAUAAUAUUAAACAUAUUAACAAUUGGACAAUAUAUAAUAUAAUUAUAUUUUAUCUGACACAGGUAUUUAAUAUUACAUGUUAGGCGGGCUACUGUCUUACGGGAACGUAUAAUUUAUGAAUGUUUACCAUUUAUUGAAAAAGAUUUACUUUUUAUUAUUCUUUCUUCCAAAUACAUGUAAUUAAAUAGAUAACUGAG
Messenger RNA from Dreissena polymorpha, 1467 nucleotides. Its product is annotated as lecithin retinol acyltransferase-like. The transcript has 2 exons. The record is from RefSeq and is a predicted model, not a curated record. NCBI's taxonomy places the organism in Eukaryota, Metazoa, Mollusca, Bivalvia, Myida, Dreissenidae. The coding region runs from base 83 to 589 and encodes 168 amino acids.